Molecule: messenger RNA, 1050 nt
Organism: Williopsis jadinii
Lineage: Eukaryota; Fungi; Ascomycota; Saccharomycetes; Phaffomycetales; Wickerhamomycetaceae
Exons: 1
Coding region: 1-1050 (349 amino acids)
Biological process (GO): NADPH regeneration
Cellular component (GO): cytoplasm
Molecular function (GO): oxidoreductase activity; nucleotide binding
Source: RefSeq, a predicted model, not a curated record
AUGUCACAAAACUUAAACAUUGGUACUGUCGGUACGGGAAUCUUCGCCACGAACAACCACCUCCCGGCUAUCCAGAAACUCAAUGAGAAGUUCACACCUGUGGCUGCGUUCAACAGAACAAAGGCUAAAGCCAUUGAGUUUGCUAAGAAGGCAGACAUCCCGGAGCAAAAUGUUCACGAUACAUUGGAGUCUAUCAUGAGUGACAAGAAUGUCGACGUUUUAGACAUCUUAGUCCCUGUGCAGUUCAACUUGAGCACCCUUGAACAAGCAGUGAGCCAUGGUAAGCCGGCAAUCAUCGAGAAGCCAAUUGCCGCAACUCUUGAUGAUGCAAGGGCCAUUGUGAAACUGGACAAGAGCACCGACAUUCCAAUUGUCAUUGCAGAGAAUUGGCUAUACUUAAAGAUUGGUGAUAUCCUCUUGGAACAGCUUCCAAAGAUUGGCAAUGUGCUAGGUUUCACCUACAGAUAUACUGGUCCUUACAACAAAAGCAACGUUUUCAUGAACACGCCGUGGAGACUGAAACCAGAACACAUUGGUGGAUAUCUAAGUGACGGUGGUGUGCACCAGUUAGCCCUUCUUACUAAAGUUGUUGGUCCAAUUAGUUCUGUCUCCGCGUUGACUAAACAAGUUAGAGAAACUUCUGGCAGUGACGAUAUCUUAUUCUCUACAAUGCACGCAGAGAGUGGUGUUAUCGGUACUUUCACAUACGGUUCCGCAUUUGGGGCCACAGAGAAACUGGGGAGCUUUGUCAUUUACGGUGAUGCCGGAUCCUUAACUGCUGAUUUCAGUGCUGGCAAACCUUUGAAGAUCACCGUGAUGACUGGUGACUCGGCACAGGAAUCAAAGGUUGAAUCUGAAAUCGAAUUUAAGGAAAACGAUACUUUCGGUUUGGCUGAUGAGUUUGAGAAUCUACACGAAGCCGUCACUAAGAAGGACAAAUCUGUCAUCGUCUCUACCCCGGAAAAGGCAUUCCAUCAUUUGGCCAUCGUUGCUGCUGCUUUGGAGUCUUCAAAGAAGGGUGGUGACUCUAUAAAGGUCCAGAAACCAUAG